GUCUAGGUAUACUGAUCAUUGCAAUGCAGAAGCAUACCGCAGUCCUCGAGCAGCAAUUAAAUACAGUGCUGCAUUCAUGGAGCGCUCGCAAAAUUGCGAAUAAGCUCGAUUCCAACGUGUGAAAAGAGACGUUGAAACCAAUGGGCGAGAGAGCCAGCCGUUUGCACUCCUGGAAAUUGACGUCUGGCAGUUUUACCACGGACUUUGUAUUUCCAGCAGCCUUGUCUUUGGUCACGACAGACAAAUCGAUACUGCUGUCGGGCUUUUUCGCAAUUUGCGGCAAGUCCCAGCCUUUUAAGGAUUUUCUAAUACAGACUGGGAGGAUCAGUGAACUGUUUCGGUCAAAGAAUUAAAAGGUGCUGGAUUUAUUCAGCACAGUAUCUUUGAUGUCAGGAUCUCUUUAUUCCCACCAUGGUGAGAGUGCGGGGAUCUCAUUAGAGCUUCCAGACACACACACACACACACAGGUAGCGAUGAUGUUUUCACUCGGUUUUGCAGCGGGCCGGUUAGCCGUGCUCCCACUGGAUGCUGAGUGACUGGCAACACGGCGAGUGCAUUUCCAGCUGGGAUCCGCGCCUUCGAGCGGACGGGAUGGGCUGUGGCGGUAGCCGUGCUGACACCAUCGAGCCCCGGUAUUACGAGAGCUGGACCAGGGAGACCGAGUCAACGUGGCUGACCAACACAGACACAGAGGCUCCUCUGCCGGGCAUUGCCAACGGCUGCAGCAGCAUCGCCAGCGAGCCCAGUGCUCUGGAGAAAGGUUCGGAACAUGUGUAUUCCAAUACUUUAGAAACAGGAAUCCAAAUCCAAACCCAUGUGACUGUGUCUGCUAAUGUACAUGAAAAAGUGAGCACCGAUAAAAAGACACUAAAUGUUGGGACAAACACACAGAUCGGAAAACAUCACCUAACACAGGUCCCACCAACUAUGAAACAGAAAAGACGAUUAUUCAGAACAGAAGAGUUUAGAUAACCGCAAAGGAGAAAUGGAAUCAUGCAAGGCAAAUGGUCAUUGCCUAAAUCCAAGAUUGCAAGUCCACAUACAGAAAUAAAUGAAUGAAUAAACAAAACUUGUUUUUACAUUACUCUACUUGUCAAGGGAUCAAUGUUAAUCCAAGUGAAAUUAGGCACUAGCGCAAAACUACCAUCCACACCAACCAUAAUUAUAAACAAGUCCUAAUGUGUCUAUAACAUUUUGCAUCUGUUACAAAACUAUUUAUAUAUAAGCCACUAAGGUAGCAAUGUGGAGAAAAAAAAUACCGCUGUCAUAGGCAAUAUGUCAGGGUGAAA
Stegostoma tigrinum is the source of this 1289-nucleotide messenger RNA. Its product is annotated as brain and acute leukemia cytoplasmic protein-like. Lineage: Eukaryota; Metazoa; Chordata; Chondrichthyes; Orectolobiformes; Stegostomatidae. The transcript has 3 exons. The record is from RefSeq and is a predicted model, not a curated record. Gene Ontology annotation, cellular component: cytoplasm. The coding region runs from base 526 to 972 and encodes 148 amino acids.